AAAAGAUACACCGAAGAAAAACGCAGCAAGCAAAAACAACAACAAAAAAAGAGUGCAAGUGAAGAAAUUUGUGAAGAAAAGUGUGAUCGAGCAAUCAAAAUCGAGAGUAAUUUGUGAACAGUGUUUGCUCACAGAGCCACAGUGGGAAGAAGUGAAACCAGCCAGCAGCAUCAGCAACGUGUCAGAAUGCCUCUUUUCGGCAAAUCACAGAAAAGCCCCCAGGAGCUGGUGAAGGCCCUGAAGGAGGCGGUCAACUCGCUGGAACGGGGCGACAAAAAGGCGGAAAAAGCGCAGGAGGAUGUCAGCAAAAACUUGGUUCUCAUCAAAAAUAUGCUUUACGGCACGUCAGAUGCUGAGCCACAGACCGAGAUUGUCGUCUCGCAACUUGCACAGGAACUGUACAACAGUAAUUUACUCCUGCUGCUGAUACAGAACUUGAGCCGUAUCGACUUUGAGGGCAAAAAGGACGUUGCACAGGUGUUUAACAACGUGCUCAGACGACAAAUCGGGACCCGAUCGCCGACGGUGGAGUACAUCUGCACGAAGCCGGAGAUCCUGUUCACACUGAUGGCCGGCUACGAACACCAGGAGAUUGCGCUGAACUGUGGCACGAUGCUGCGCGAGUGCGCCCGCUACGAAGCGCUGGCCAAGAUCAUGCUCCACUCGGACGAGUUCUUUAACUUUUUCCGCUACGUCGAAGUGUCCACCUUUGACAUCGCCUCCGAUGCCUUCUCCACGUUCAAAGAGCUGCUGACCCGGCACAAACUGCUGUGCGCCGAAUUCCUCGAGCAGAACUACGACAAAGUGUUCAGCCACUACCAGCACCUGCUCAACUCGGAGAACUACGUCACGCGGAGGCAGAGCCUGAAGCUGCUCGGCGAGCUGCUGCUCGAUCGGCACAACUUUACGGUUAUGACGAAAUAUAUUUCCAACCCGGAUAACCUGAAGCUGAUGAUGAACAUGCUGAAGGAGAAAUCACGAAAUAUUCAAUUUGAGGCCUUCCACGUAUUCAAGGUAUUUGUAGCGAAUCCGAACAAACCGAAACCAAUUCUCGACAUCCUGCUGCGGAACCAGGACAAGCUGGUGGACUUCCUGACCCGGUUUCACACGGACCGGUCCGAGGACGAGCAGUUCAACGACGAAAAGGCGUACCUUAUCAAGCAGAUAAAGGAGCUCAAACCGGCCCCCGAUCAAUAGUAAUAACCGACACUGCUGGGUAGUAGUGUGCGCGUGCAUGUGCAUGUUGUGUGGUAGUAGAGGUGGUCUCUUCUCUUUUACUCUCCCCCUCGUUUGCAUCCCCCGUUGGAUCGAAAUACAACAAUAGCAGAAAGAAAAGAAAAAACACUCUUCUAUUUUCCCCUCCUUUCCAAAAACAAAAAACUGCAGCAAACAUCCCGCUACAUUAUCCUCCCUCCCCCCACGCACUAGUAUUUUGUAAAGGCGCGAGAUAAAGAAAAAGAAAAACACACACACAUAUAAUUAAAAUAAAUUUAAUUUAGAUUAACUAUUAUAAAUUUCACCGCAGAGAAAAGGUUACAAAAUAAUGUUUCAAAGUUGAAACCCACUUACAUUACACACAUAUUCUGAUGAUGUUGCAGCAACCAUCGAAGGAGGACGUUAAAUAGUAGUUCUAAAAAUAAGAGCCGAACCUUGUAAACUGGUUCAAGCGUUGAAAUCUCUUUUUGCGUUGCUUUGGGAAAGUAAAGAUUGGUCUCACCUAAUUUAGAAUUUCUUUAUUUUUCAAAUUACAAAGAAGUUGAACAGUUGUUCCUAGUACCAAGUAAAGCAGAAAAUUGUUUCACAAUAGUUUCUACAUCCGCAGACUUAACAUGUUUGAUGUCUGAUGUGACAGACUGAACAAAACGGCGCUGAAAUUUUAGCCCAGGGGGGUUUUUAGUUUGCAAAAAAGCUUCCCGUAAUGGAAUAUCUCCUUAACUUUUUUACGCAAAUCCCAUUAAAUGCCUUAAGAAACCGCGGGUUGGAAUACUUCCAAAAAAUGAUCAAGAAAUCUAUUUUCUUGAGUGAGUUUUACGCAGAUGAAAAGGAAACAGAAAACAACUUGACAGUUCGUGUGUUUUCGCUACACAGAAGAAAAAAAAUGACGGUAAUAUUCAUCAGGAAAUGAUGACAGAUUUUGUGUAUUUUUUUUUUAUUGCAUCAAGAAUUGGUGAAUUUUAAUCAGUUUCUUAUGAUUUAUUAAAAUAAUUUUCUAAUUAAUAUUACCCAAAGAAGAAGUAAUAUUCAAACCUUCCAAAAUUCACCCUUUUUUCAGUGUAGUGGUGUUUUUUGUCGACAUUUUCAAUCUGUCAAAGCUUUUGACAAGGCAGUUGGUCAAGCGUAAACAAAUCACAACAGCAUUGCGGGCUUCUUAGCGACACAUCAGAGAAACGUCAUGUUUCAAGUUUUCUUGAGAAGAUAAAAACAGUGUUUCAAUUUUCGAACCGAUUUCUUCCCAUCUGCGAAUUUUCAAAAGAAAAAAGGUAAACAAAAACAACAAUUUUCCGUUACCAAUUUUCGUGGGUUUUUCGACCCGAUUUCACCUGAUCCUGAAAGAAAAUGCAACU
Molecule: messenger RNA, 2564 nt
Organism: Culex pipiens pallens (northern house mosquito)
Lineage: Eukaryota; Metazoa; Arthropoda; Insecta; Diptera; Culicidae
Gene: Mo25
Product: protein Mo25
Exons: 6
Coding region: 187-1197 (336 amino acids)
Biological process (GO): intracellular signal transduction
Molecular function (GO): protein serine/threonine kinase activator activity
Source: RefSeq, a predicted model, not a curated record